Molecule: messenger RNA, 324 nt
Organism: Sardina pilchardus (European sardine)
Lineage: Eukaryota; Metazoa; Chordata; Actinopteri; Clupeiformes; Clupeidae
Product: olfactory receptor 2D2-like
Exons: 3
Coding region: 1-324 (107 amino acids)
Biological process (GO): G protein-coupled receptor signaling pathway; detection of chemical stimulus involved in sensory perception of smell
Cellular component (GO): membrane
Molecular function (GO): olfactory receptor activity; odorant binding
Source: RefSeq, a predicted model, not a curated record
AUGUGUUGCAAGUGCCAGAGUGGCACACCUGAAAUCAGUGCAGCUAUAAUUUUGACUUUACUGUAUCCUGUUAUCAUAUUUGGUAACCUAUUAAUAAUAUAUAUUGUAAGUGUUGAGAGAACUUUACAUAAGCCUAUGUAUAUCCUUAUUUGCAAUUUAGCAUGCAUUAACUUGUUUGACAUGAGUCAUGUUCCUUACACAGUUCGAGUCAUGCUGUCUCUCUAUUUCCUAAUACUUUCCCCUGUAUUAAAUCCAGUAAUUUAUGGAGCCAGGACAGGAAAGAUAAAUGAAGCAAUUAAGGCAAAAAUAAUGAACAUGAAAUGA